AUGGAGAAGCUAGUUCUAGCACUUAUUCAUGCAUCCAAGAGACUACGUAGAUACUUCGGCAACCAUGUCAUCCACGUCCUGACAAACUACAAUAUUGGAAACAUCCUGGCUCAACCAGAAAUCUCAGGUAGACUCGCAAAAUGGGCCAUCGAACUAGGAGGUCACAAUGUAGUUUUCAGACCCCGGCCGACAAUCAAGGGUCAAGUAUUGGCAGACUUUUUGACAGAAGUGCCAGACGAUAAAGACCACGGCGCCUCCAACAAAGAUGGUGCAGGGGCAGGCUUGAUGUUGGUAAGCCUAGAAAAGCACGAAUUUACGUAUGCUAUCUGCUUGGAUUUCAAGAGUACAAACAACGAAGCAGAAUACAAAGCUUUUCUCGCUGGGUUACGUCUAGCAAUCAAAAUGGGAGUCAAAUACCUAGAAGCGCAUGUUGACUCGUUGCUCGUGGCAGGUCAAAUCAACGGUCAAUACGGCGCCAAGGGUGAUGUCAUGGCAUUAGACCUCGAGCAAGCAAAAACCCUGCUACAAAGUUUUGACUCUUUCAAGAUUCACCACAUCAACAGGAGCGAGAACAAGCCUGCAGAUGCCCUGAGCAAGCUUGCGUCUACGAGUUUCCAACACUUAGCCAAGGACGUGCGCAUUGAAGUAUUGGGAAACCCGUCAGUCCCGUUGAGGCAAGUCGGUGUCAUCCAACUAGGAUCGUCAUCCUGGAUGACUCCUAUUAUCAUAAGAUCUUACCUAGGACCCCUACUUCGUUGUGUAGACCCUGAAGAUGCUAAUUACUUGAUCCAUGAAGUGCAUGAAGGGAUUUGUGGCAUUCACACGGGUCCUAGGAUGGUUGUUGCAAAGGAGAUGAAUGCGGGGUAUUAUUGGCCAGGGAUGCAUUUAGACGCGGUAAAGGUGUUAAGGAAAUGUAACGGAUGUCAAAGGCACACGCUUAAAACCCUGCGCCCCAAGAAUGAACUAGUCCUUGUUACGACGGCAUGGACGUUUCAGCAAUGGGGAAUUGACAUGGUUGGUCCUUUUCCCGAAGCCCCAGGAGCAGUAAAAUUCAUUAUAGUCGCUGUUGACUAUAUUACUAAAUGGGUGGAGGCGAAAGCUCUGGCAUCAACAACAGCCAUGGUGGUUUGA
Messenger RNA from Helianthus annuus (common sunflower), 1131 nucleotides. RefSeq lists its product as uncharacterized. The coding region runs from base 1 to 1131 and encodes 376 amino acids. NCBI's taxonomy places the organism in Eukaryota, Viridiplantae, Streptophyta, Magnoliopsida, Asterales, Asteraceae. Gene Ontology annotation, molecular function: nucleic acid binding; RNA-DNA hybrid ribonuclease activity. The transcript is spliced from 3 exons. The record is from RefSeq and is a predicted model, not a curated record.